AAGGACAGUCUGCAUAUACCGAGGGAGGUUGGAAGCCAUUUGAGGAGCAUAAUCUCUGAGACCAUGAACCUAGAAGCUCCUAAUGGCAUAUUCCCAAUUGAAGUGUCUAGGGAGAUGGGUGUGCUAGUUCUUAGGUCUGGCUGGGAUGAGUUUGUCAAAUCACAUCAUAUAGAAGAAAAUUACCGCUUUCUGUUCACGUACCGUGGGAACUCUACCUUCAAGGUUCAUAUAUUCAAUCCCGCUGGUCUUGAGAAACCUUCUUUCUGUUCUCAACCACCUUCUCAGAUCUUUGAAGGCGUUCCUCAUGGCGCUCCUUGUGAUCCUCAUGUGUUGAAUGAACAAGUACAACUCGAUCCUGCACAUGUUCAGACCUCAACUGACUUUGGCUAUACCACGUUGCCUGGGUGUCGUCUAACCAAAGCACAAGAUGAGAAAGUACUAGACAUAGCUCGUACCAUGAGGUCUGAAAUGCCCCUUUAUGUGACCACCAUGAACAAAAGCAAUGUCCACUUGAAGGAUUGCUCUGUUAACAUGCCGUUAAAGCUUUUGGACCAUUUCCAAGAGGACAUAUCUAAAGCUACUGUUCAACUAGAAGACUCUGAUUGCAAUCUAUACAGCGUUGAAGCUAGCAAGCACACUGAUGAUCAAAUUGUCCUCCAAUCUGGAUGGUAUGAUUUUGUAGUUUUCCAUCGCAUACGAGAGAAGGACCUCCUGAUUUUUAGAAGCAAGGGGAGAACACGCCUUCAAGUGCUCAUCAUUGGCCCAGGCAGCCAUCAGAGAACCUCAUCGCCUCAUGCAGUCUACUCUGCGAAUAUUUCUGAUGAUGAACACAUUGUGGGAGAAGACACUAAAAAAUCAUCUAGGUGGCAAAAGCAGGUACCUGAUCGCCGUGUGAAAACUCAAAAGGUGGCUUCAACAUCCUCCCCGUCUGCUAAACCAGGAUAUGAAGCUCAUCAGCUGAAUGGUGGAGCAUCCGUGGAGCUUGGGGUCGAUUCAGAACCUCUUAGCUCAAACAAUCCCGUGGGGCCUUCCCAGUGUCCAUACAUUAUAGCUGAAGGGAUAACUAGUCUAACUGGGCCGAUGAAGAAGAAAGUGGAGGAGAAAGUCCAAACAAUUCGAUCUGAACUCCCUAUCUUUGUGGCAGUCAUGACGAGAAGCAGGAUUAUUGGCAUAUCUCUUCGUAUGCGGUUCUGCAUGGAAUAUGGAAGAUAUCUUCCAGAUAGAGAACAGGUUCUUGUGCUUCAGCUGGAGGGAAGUGAGAUGGAGUGGCGCACCACGGUCAAGACAGAUGUGAAGGGAGGGAGGUGGAUUUGUGCAGGCUGGGCAGAAUUCGUCGCCGGCAAUCACCUGCAGCUGGAUGAUAUUGUCCUCUUCCAACUAGCAAAGAGCACGAAUGAGGUUAGGAUGAAUGCAGGAAAGAGGACGAGUGAGCUUAGGAUGACCGUCUAUUUACUCCGCAAGUCGGACAUAGAGAGUAGCUGAACUCGUAUCAUGUACUGGUAUCAGUCCGUUGUCUGUACGGUUUAAACCCUGUCAUGGGAUCGAGUGUGAGCUUUCAUCUAAUGUGGGAAAUAUUGGACCCUACCCUGCCUCUUGUUUGUUAGUACCGUCUGAUGCUCCUAUAUUCUUGCUGAUUAGUGAUCAAAUUAUCUCCAGUGAGACAUGAUGUAAGUUGUGGACCAUAAUAUGUUGUGUUCCCUACU
This is a messenger RNA of Lolium rigidum, 1703 nucleotides long. Its product is annotated as B3 domain-containing protein LOC_Os12g40080-like. Gene Ontology annotation, molecular function: DNA binding. The coding region runs from base 64 to 1482 and encodes 472 amino acids. The record is from RefSeq and is a predicted model, not a curated record. The transcript is spliced from 6 exons. Lineage: Eukaryota; Viridiplantae; Streptophyta; Magnoliopsida; Poales; Poaceae.